Molecule: messenger RNA, 1473 nt
Organism: Zea mays
Lineage: Eukaryota; Viridiplantae; Streptophyta; Magnoliopsida; Poales; Poaceae
Exons: 11
Coding region: 1-1473 (490 amino acids)
Source: RefSeq, a predicted model, not a curated record
AUGGCACGGGGUGGGAAACAACGCAUUACUCGUAGCCAUGAUGAGUACUUGUCUGAGGACCAUAUUGGAGAGAAAAGUCCCCAAAAAAAUGUUGCAUCAUCUGAACAAAACAUAAGUAAUAAAGAAGACCAUUUAGAUAGCAGAAGCGAUAAUGAGUCCCAAGACAUAACUAUGUCAAAUAACAUAAAUGGAGAGGACCAACUUGAUGGCGCUGAUGAGGUUAAAGAGGUUAAAAGGCGUGGGAAGACAAAACUUAUUAAUGUUUGGAACAUUCCAAGAGGCCAUAGGGUUGUAGUUAAUUGUAAUGAGCUGAAUCAGCCUAUCGGAGAAGAGGCAGGAGUCCUUGCAAAAUUCCUUGGCAUGGUUGCUAGGAAUGGCUCCUUGUGUAGCUUAAGCUUCAAGGAUUGGAGACUACUUAUAGGAAAGAAAGAUAGGAACCAUAAACAAAUCAAUAAGGAGGCCAUUCUUAAUCAAGUAAAGAAGAGAUUUCUUUACCCUGCCGGCAUGGAAACAUGGGUGCUACGAACAAUUGGAGAGAGAUGGAGGCAACACAAGUCCAAUUUGAAAUCCAUUUAUUUUGACCCACAUAAGAGUCAGGAUGCUAAUAAUAGUAAUGCUCCUGAUGGUGUAUUAGCUGAUCAGUGGGUUGCGCUUGUCAAUAAUUGGAUGACCCCUAAAGCACAGGAUUUAAGUGAGGCCAAUAGGAUAAAUUGUACAAGAAGAAAGUCAAUGCAUACAUUUGGAACAAAAAGCUUUGCUCGGAAUAGAGAAGAAUUGAGGGAACAAGAUCCUGAAAAGAAAUACCCUCAUAGGGCUGUUUUGUAUGUCCACACACACAAGUCUAACAUCGGCAACAACAGAAAUGCACAUGUGGGUGAAUUGAAGGAACUUUUAGCACAACAACCUGAUUUAGUGGACUCUAGUAAUGGAAAGGAUGCAUGGGAAGGAGAUACACUAAACAGAAUAUUAGGAAAGGAAAAGCCUGGCCAUAUCCAUGGUCUGGGCCUUGUUCCAAAUCCAAAACAAGUUUUUGAUGCCUCGACAUCAAGCCGUAUGAAGCAUCUAAAUGUAACCACUUUGGAUGAAACAUCCAGUGAAGAUGUAGUAUCACUUAGACUUGAAUUGGAAAAACUUCAAAAGCAUGUCCAGAAGCAAGAUGAUACUAUACUAGAUUUGCAACAUACCGUGGAGCGACAGAAAAGGCAACAUGGCUAUCCAGAUGCUCCUUUAUCGCCACCAACAGAUGUUCGUCCUGCUAUGAAACGACAAGGCUAUCUAGAUGCUCCUUUAUUGCCACCAACAGAUGUUCGUCCUGCUAUGAAACGACAACGAAUUUAUUGGCAACUUCGUAGUGAAGAUUCUAGUAUGUUUGGUGAACGGAAUAACACAAUGAGCAAGCCACCACAGUCACGACGUGAAGCACUCCAUGCUAGUAGAGUUUCUGCAUCAAUAAAGAUUGAAAAGGUUAACUGA